This is a messenger RNA of Condylura cristata (star-nosed mole), 423 nucleotides long. It is a transcript of the gene MRPL33, whose product is annotated as mitochondrial ribosomal protein L33. The record is from RefSeq and is a predicted model, not a curated record. NCBI's taxonomy places the organism in Eukaryota, Metazoa, Chordata, Mammalia, Eulipotyphla, Talpidae. The transcript is spliced from 3 exons.
AUGGAGGCCUCUUACAACUUUGAGUUGGCAAGCCGGUGCCCCGGAAGCAGUUGCUUGCUGCGGGCCACUGGACUUGCUACGGAGGUGGACUGGGUGUGUCGCCAUGUUCCUGUCCUUGGCCUCCCUGAAAAAAAGAGUCCUCUUUGUGGAACAGAAAAAAAUACGCUCCCUCUAAACAAUGGAUUGCAAAUGAAUUUGAUUUAUAAAUGAGAAGAGUGAGGGCGGGACACUGAUUCAGAAAUUCUGCGGUGUGUAAUAAAAGAGGAGGAAAUGGCAAGGAAUCACUGCCUCCUGUGAUUUUGAAGGCCAUUGUGAAGGAAAACAAUGCGGUGAAAGAAAGUUCUUCAUAUUAGGACAUAUAUCAUUGCAUCACAUUUAUUUAUCUUUCUGGAUAUUUUUAUAGCCCUUAAUAAAAAAUACUAA